This is a messenger RNA of Plasmodium reichenowi, 11175 nucleotides long. RefSeq names its product putative membrane protein. NCBI's taxonomy places the organism in Eukaryota, Apicomplexa, Aconoidasida, Haemosporida, Plasmodiidae. The coding region runs from base 1 to 11175 and encodes 3724 amino acids. The record is from RefSeq and is a predicted model, not a curated record. The transcript has 3 exons.
AUGUUUAGGAGUAUCGUUCCUACAACCGUUGGAUUAAAUAACUGCAAAUAUGUACAUGUAAAUAUUGAUGAAGAAUAUGAUAUGUGUAAUAUUAAUAAGGAUGUUAAGAUAUUUAAUGCUGCUCAAGAUGUUUCCAAUGUAAACUUUAAAAGUAUAAGACAUGUAGGUAGUAUUUAUAAUAUUCAUAUUGAUACAUUAGAAAAAUGUAAAAGUCCAGAAGAAAUAGCUAUCAAGAUAUUGAAAUCACAAAAUUGGGAAAAUAAAAGAAAAUAUACAAAUAAUGAUGAAUAUUAUUAUAAAAAGAAAAAAAGAAUAUCCAAUAAUAUUAUGGAACAAAGUUAUAUAAAUGAUUCUUCAUAUUCACUAAUAGAUCAUUGUGAUAAUAUGUACGAAGGAAAUAAUUAUAUAAAUAAAAGAAAUAAUUAUGUGAACGAAGGAAAUGAUUAUGUGAACGAAGGAAAUAAUUAUGUGAACGAAGGAAAUAAUUAUGUGAACGAAGGAAAUAAUUAUAUAAAUAAAAGAAAUAAUUAUGUGAAUGAAGAAAAUAAUUAUAUAAAUAAAAGAAAUAAUUAUGUGAACAAAAGAAAUAAUUAUAUCAACGAAAGAAAUGAUUAUAUGAACGAAAGAAAUAAUUAUAUGAACGAAAGAAAUAUUUAUACGAAUGAAUAUAGUAACCAGUUAAUUAAUAAGUAUGCCAUAAAUAAUAAUAUGAAUAAUUAUAUGAACAAUUAUAAUUAUUAUAAUAAUAUUCCUUAUAAUACAUUUUCACAAAAUCAAAAGGACGAAUACCACAAUGUGUCACAAGAUAAUUAUAAUCAGUUUCAAAAUUAUAAUCAAACAGAAAAUAAUAAUGACAUUAUAUAUGAUUCACAUGUAGAUCAUGAUUUAAUAAAACAAAUGAAUUUAUUACAACUAGCUUAUAAAAGUAGGUUUAAAAAAUCAAAUAAUAAAGUAAAAAUGAAUGAGACACUUUUGUAUAAUAAUAAUGAAGCACUACAAAAUAUAAUAAAAUGUUCGAUGAACAAAGAAAAUAAUGAUCAAUAUUAUGAUAAUCUUCAUUAUAAUGAUAAUAUGAAGGAUAACUAUUUACUUAACCAAGGGAAAAUUUUAUUCAAUAAUGAUUCUACAAACAAUAAAGCAAUGUAUAAUGUACAACAAACAAAUGAACAAUUAUUAAAUGAAAAUAAUUAUUCUCAUGAUAUGAAUUAUAAUAUAAAUCUUCCCAUCAAUGAGAGUCUAAAUGGUCCAACAAGUGGCCAAAUAAAUAAACCUAUAAAUGACCCAAUAAAUGAACAUAUAAAUGAACAUAUAAAUGAACCUAUAAAUGAACCUAUAAAUGAACCUAUAAAUGAACAUAUAAAUGAACAUAUAAAUGAACAUAUAAAUGAACAUAUAAAUGAACAUAUAAAUGAACAUAUAAAUGAACAUAUAAAUGAACAUAUAAAUGAACAUAUAAAUGAACAAAUAAAUGAACAUAUAAAUGAACCUAUAAAUGACCCAAUAAAUGACCCAAUAAAUGACCAAAUAAAUGAACCUAUAAAUGACCCUAUAAAUGACCCAAUAAAUGACCCUAUAAAUGACCCUAUAAAUGACCCAAUAAAUGACCCAAUAAAUGACCCAACAAAUGACCCAAUAAAUGACCAGUUGAUACCUGUCAAUUUAAAAGGGUCAUACAAUUUCGACAAAAUAAAAAGGUGCACAUCAAAUAUUUGCGUAGAUGAUAAGACUAUUCCCUUCCAAGAAAAGGAUAAUAAUAUUUUGGAAUAUGCAAAUAAUAUAUAUAUUGAUGAAGUAAAUAAAGAAGACAACCAAUUUGAGGAUCACUUAGAGACAUUUUUAGAUUUGAAUGAGGAUGAUGAUAUAAUUAAUAAUAAGCAGAAGAUGAAGAGAAUAAUUAAUUAUAUAGAAGAAUAUAUAAGAAAGGGAAAUAUAAAAAAUAUGGAAAGGCAUAAAUUAUGUUUCAGUGAUAAUAAGAUAAAAUUAAUAUUUGAUAAAUUAUUAUCAAACUGUAAAAACAUUUUGAACAUAGAAAUAAGUUAUAGGAAAAAUAAAAUUGUAGAAACAUAUACAUCAGAAGAUGAUAUAAGUAUGAACGAUAUAAAUAAUAAGGACAAUGUAUAUAUGAAAGAUAUUAAUAUGGAUUAUAUAAUUUAUAAUGAUCAAGUUGAUAAUGAUUCUAUGGAAAAAAUAAGUGAUAAGGAAUGUUCAAAUUUUGUGCCACUUAAAAACAAAAAAAAAAUGAACAAAAAAAUACAAGAACGUAAUAUAAACAAUAUAAACAAUACUAUGAUGAAUAAAUUAAUUUUUGGACAUUAUAAUAUUUUACUAUACUUACUUUUGUUACAUUUUGACGUUUUUAAAAAUAAAAAUAUGAACAUAGACGAUAUAAAUGAUAAUAUAUUAUUAAACUUAAAAAUUCAUAUGAAAAAUGUUAUAAUAAAAUUAUAUUUAAAUGAAGUUAAAAAUAGAGUUAUUGAAUUUUAUAAUAUACAUGAAACAUAUUUAAUAGAAAUAUAUAACAUAUAUGAAAAAUGUUUCUUUUAUUUAUAUGACAUAUAUAUGUAUAUAGAAAAAUAUGACACAGUAUUAGUAAAUUUGAUAGACACCUGUAUGUUAGCCUUUCAAAUACACCAUAAUGUCCAAGGUAUUAUAAAACACUCGAUUAAUUUAUUAUUACGUGUCUUUAAAAAUAAUAAUAGUAAAAAAAUGAAAAAAUAUAUUAUAGACAAUUUACUGAUGAAUAUAAAUAAUGUUAAUUUUAAGUAUAACAAAUUGAAUUUUAAAAAUUUCCAGAAUAACUCGACUUAUGUUCAUUUGGUUCAUUUCUUUUUGUUGAAGGUUGCAGAGACGUUUUCUUUUUAUGAGGGCGAUAUGAAAGAAAAGUUUUUGGAUAGCAAACACAGGGAUGCCGAAAAAAUGAAGAUUGAUGAUAAGAAGGGUAAAUAUGACAACAGUGAUGGUAGGGUAUAUGAAUAUGAUGAUGAUAAGGUAUAUGACGAUUAUGAUGAUGAUUAUAAUGUUAAUAGUGAUUAUAGUGAUUAUAGUGAUUAUGUUGAUAAGAAAAGAUACAGAAAUAAUAAACAUAAGGAAAACAUGAAUAAUACGAGCACUUCAAAUUUAUCUGAAGAUUCUUUUUGUCUAUCAUUAUUCAGUAGCGAAAACGAUUAUAAAAAUAAUAUUGUUAAUAAUAAUUGUAAAAGUGAAAAUGAUACUAAUGGAUAUUCAAAAAAAAAGAAUUCUAAAAAAAAAAAAAAAAAAGAAUUUUACAAUACCGAUAAGGAAGAAAGAAAAAAAUAUUCAUUAAGAAAUAACAAAAAGUUAAAUCGUUAUGAUUAUCAUAAUUUGAAUAGUACAAAGAAAAAAAUAUAUAAUACGCGAACAAAAAAUAAGAACAUUGUCAGUAGUAGUUUUAAUAAUUCAUGUAAAAAGGGAAAAUCAAUUUUUACCAAUAAAAAUCAUAAUUAUAAAAAAGCAAAAUUUCAUAUAAAAAAUGGUUCAAAUCUAAAUGUACAACAAAAUGAAGACUCACAAUUUAUGUGUUCUUUACACAAUUUUAUGAUGAGAAAAAAUUUUAAAAGAUUAAAUAAUAUUAUAAAUUAUAUAUUAAUAGAAAUGAUUGAGAAUUUUUUGUUUGAAGAUAAUAAAAAUGGUAGAAUAAUUUUACAACAUUUUAUUUUAGAUCUUAUAAAAUGUUGUGAUAAUCCAAGAUUCAAUAUAAGUUCACAAUUUAUAAAAAAUAUUAUUCAUAUAUUUUUUGAUAUAAUUAAUAAAAAGUAUGAUAAUAAUAUAAAAGAAACUUGUCUAUAUUUGUUAAGAUAUAUUUUUAAAUAUAUUUUUAAUAUAUAUAAUUAUAUUAAUAAUUUUUCUUAUCAUAUGUUAUAUUACUUCAAUUAUACUAUGAAAGCAAAUAAAUUUAUACAACCAUUAUUUUAUGAUUUUAAUAAUCAUUCCUUUUAUGAAAAGGAUAAAGUAUUGGAACACAACUUGAAAAAUAAAACUAAAGCUAUUCUUAAUAAUAAUAAUAAUAAUAAUAAUAAUGAACAUAAAAAAAAAAAAAAUAUAAAAAAGGGUACAAACAUAAACACCCAAUAUAAAAUUAAUAAUGAUAAAAAGAGUAUAGAAACAAAAAUGUCAGUAAAUAACAAAACAUUUAAUCAUACUAAAUGUUGUAAUGAAAUGAAAUAUGAAGAGAAAAUUCUUAGAUGUAUUCAAUGUCAAGCCUUUUAUCAUAUUAGUUGUAUUCAAAAAAAUAGUAAUAAUAUUUUAUUCAAGAAGGAUACUUAUGAGAUAAAUGAUGAAUAUGUUGAACCGAAUUUAUUUUUCAUAAAUAAGGAAAAGAAUAAUAUAUUACAAAACGGUGAUAUCUUUGAUAAAAGAGAAGAAGAAGAAAAAAAUAAUAAUAAUAAAAGUAAUUUAAGCCAAGAUAAAAAUGGAAAUAAAAAGGGAAAGGGAGAAAAAAAAGGUAUAUAUAAUAAUAAUUAUUACAAUAUUAAUAAUAUAGAUAAACCAAAAUAUAUUUCAAAAGUAGUUAAUUACAAUUGUGAUAUAUGUAAAAUAAAAAAUUUGAUAAAGAUAUUUAUUAUUAGAGAGAGUCAAAUAAAUAAUAGUUUCUUAAAUUUAAUGUUUAAAAAGAAAAAAGAAAAAAAUAAAGGAUUUUAUUGUUAUGAUAAAUUUCUUAAUAGCUUGAAAAUUUUCAUAGUAUAUUAUUAUUAUAUAUUGAUAUAUCUUAAUAAAGACAAAAUUAAUGAAGAAAUAGAUAAGGACAAUAAUUAUGUAUAUUCAUACAUACUGUUAUUAUAUAAUAAUUUUGUUCAUGAAAAGAUUAAAAAGGAUAAUGCAGUAGUUUUAAAUACAACAACAAAAGAAAAGGAAAUAUUACAAAAAAAAAAAAAAAAUAAUAAAAAUAAUAAUAAUAAUAAUAAUAAUAAUAAAAAUAAAAAUAAUAAUAAUAAUAAUAUGAGAUAUAUAUCGAAUGAGAACAAUACAGAUGACGAAAAGAAAAAGAAAAUUUUUAAUUCAAUAAAUGAUAUGUUAAUUUACGAAUUUAAAAAUGUUAAGAAAAAUGAAGAAAUGUGUUAUUCCUUUAGUUGUACACAUAAUUUUGAUAUAUAUAUAAAUUAUUCUUGGAAGAUGUAUUUAUAUUUUUUCUUUUAUGAUUUCUUUUUUAUAGCAUUUAAUCAAUUAUUUUAUAUUCUAUAUGAAAAUAGUAAUAAAAAUUUAAGAUAUUAUAGUAUAUCUAUAAUUAGUAAUAUUAUAAAUGACAAUUAUUUAUAUUUAAAAAGUAAACAGACACAACAUAUAUUAUUAUCUUGUUUAACGGAUAAUUAUUUAAAAGUUCGAGAAUAUACUUUAUAUAUUUUUUAUAACUUUUGUAAACAUUUUUUGGAUAUAGAAAAUUUAAUUAUUUAUCAAAAAGAAUUUACAACAUUAUUUGAUGUUCGAUUAAAAAACAAAAAAUAUAUAUCUCAUCAAACGAAUGAUGAAUUAUGUACUAGACUAAAAGAAACAUCACAAGAAAAAAAUUGUAAUAAUAAAAAUUGUACUUUAAAUAAUAAUAAUCAAGAUGAAUUCAACGAAUAUAAUAAUGAACAAAUUGAUGAUAAACAUUAUUAUGCAGUGAAUCAGGAAAAUCGGAAUCAUAAAAAUAUUUUGGAUCUAAAUGAAUACAUGACAAACAAUAUUGUUGAAUCAAUAAGAAGAUGUUCAAAGGAUAUUAAAAUAAGUGUAAGAAUUAUAAGUGUUAAAAUAUUAAAAUAUAUUAUAUAUUUUAAUAUAUAUAUCAAAAGGUAUAAUGGAUCUAUUUACAAAAAGAAUAUUCAAAAUUGUGAUAAUCCCAUGAAGGAUAAUCAUUCUAAUUGUGCACAUGAUAAUAAUAAUAAAUAUAAUAAUAAAUAUAAUAAUAAAUAUAAUAAUGAAUAUGAUGUUGAACAUGUUCAUAAUAAUUAUUACGAACAAAAGUAUUUAAAAAAUGAACAGAACACAUCAUGUCCUAAUUCACAACAAACAAAUCAUGAGAAUACUACACAAAAUUGUACUGCUGAAAAUAUUUCCAUACUUAAUGAUUUAAUAGAAAGAUAUGUAUCUACAUAUGAUAACGAUAACAUGAAAAAUGCUGUUAUGGAAAUUUUUAUUGAAAUUUUUUUUAUGAAUAUUUUUAAAACAAUCAAAAUGAAAAAUAAAUAUAGUCAUUUCAAAAAUGAGAAUAUUCAAAUACAUUCCUCUAAUAAUAAACAAAUCGUAAAUACAGAAAACGAUCUUUAUUAUGAAGCAUUCACAAAAGAUAUAGAAUCUGACUAUAGUCAAUCAUUACAAAAAGAAGAAGAAGGAGAAGAAGCAUAUGAGCAACAGGAGCAACGUAGUGAUAAUAAAUAUAUAAAAAUAGAAAAAGAUAUCUAUACCUUAUUUAUUCAUUUAUUGUAUGUUAUGAAAAAUAAACACAAUAUAAAUAUUGUAAACAAAAUGCUAUCCUACCUUGAUAAAAAUAUAAAAAAAUAUCAGGAAUUAUUCGAUUUAAUUGACAAAAUGUUAGAGGAUAAAGCUUUAACGCAAGCUGAUUAUCAUAAUAAUAAUAAAACACAAAGGAAAGGAAAGCAAAUGGAUAAUUACAAGUAUGCAAAAUGUAGUGAUACAAAUUUUUAUAAUAAUAGUAUAUGUGAUUAUAAUUAUAAUGUAGAUAAUGAAAUAAAUACUGAAAUAGAAACACAAUCUGAACGUGAAGAAGAAGAAGAUGAUGAAGAUGAAGAAGAUGUAGAAGAAGAAGAAAAUAAAAAUAAAAAUGUAAAACAAAAUAUAAAACAAAAUGUAAAACAAAAUGUAAAACAAAAUGAUAACAAAAAAAACAAGAAAAAAAAAAAAGGUAAAAAUAAUAAUAUAAAAAAAAAAUUUGAUAAGCAAAAAAAAAAUCAAAAUAUUUGUAAUACAGGAGAUUAUGAAAAUAAUAAUUAUAUAGCAUAUAAUAACCAUAUGUUAAAUAUUAAAAAUAAUGUUUAUAAUAUAUAUAUAAAUAAUUCCUAUAAACAUUUAGAUAUUUUAAAUAAAAAAAAUAUAACAUAUAUCUUAGAAGUAUGGAUUUAUAAUUUAAUUUGUCUUUUUAUAAAAACUAGAAGAAAUAGUUUACUAGAAAAUGAAACGAGGAAAAUUAUGAAUAUUCUAAAUAUCAUUAUUGAAAUUAUUCCUCAAUUAUUCAUAAAAUAUGUGAAUUUCUUUUAUCCAUAUAUAUAUAAUAAUGAUGUAUCAAAAGAUGUAUGUGAAUUAUUAUCUUCUAUAUUUCCUUAUUGUAAAUUAGAUUUACAGUUGAAAUUACAAUUUAAGAAAGUUACAUUUAACAAUUCAUUAUUAUAUCAUCACAAUAUAUUUAUAUCAAGAUCAUAUAUACAAUUAUUAUGUACUUUGCACACAUACAUAUUUUGUAAUUUUGUUUAUUUCAAAACAUAUAUAGAAGAAUGUUUUAUUAAACUGUAUAAAUACAAAUUAUGCUUUCUUAUUAAUAAUACUGUGGUACAGCUGAAUAAUUUUGUAAGAGAGUUCUAUUUAAUGAAAGCAGAGCAAAAGGAAGAGAUAAAAAAUAAUUUGAUAAGUUUAUAUAACAACCAUGUACAAAAUGUUAAUCAAAAGAAUUUAAGACAUGAUAGAGCUAUGAAUGAUGAAGAAAAAGAAAAAGAGUCGAAUAAUAAUCUAGAAUAUAAAAAGAAUGAAUGUAAUGAAAAUAAAAAUGAACCCAAUAAAUAUAUUGAUAAAAAUCUAAAUAAUUUAUCAAAUCCCGAACAUUUCUUUAUUUACAACAUUAUAGAUAUUACAUAUGAAGAAUUUAUAUACCAUUUAGAUCUAUAUAAGAAGCAUAUUUUUGAUAUAUUUUCUAUUACUCACAAUGAUAUAAUAAACAUUAAUAAAUAUGCUUGGUUGAUAUCUAUAAUGUGCGAAUUUAUAAAUAUGAAUAAAAUUAUUAUUAAUGAUUUGUAUAAUAUAAACGAUAUAAACGAAUCAAUACAUAUACAAAUACAAAAUGAACAUAAAGAAAAGGAAACGACCAAUAGACAAAACAUUAAAAAGGUAACAAAAAAUGACAAGAAUGAUAAGGAUAAUAUAAAUAUAAACAGUAAUAAUAAUAAUAAUAAUAAUAAUAUAAAUAGUAAUAGUAAUAGUUAUAUUUAUGGAGAACCCAUCCUUUCUGAAAAAUUUAAUAUUCGUUGUCCUAAUAAUAAUAUGAAAUAUAUUAAAUUAUCCGAUAUUGUAAAAAAUGUCCAAGUCUAUAUAAAUGCAAUUUUAUAUUUUGAAUUUAUUUAUAAUAAACAAAAUGAUUAUAUAAAAAGAUGGAAUAUUGUAAAAUUAAAAAAUGAAAUUAUUUCUGAAAUUAUACAAAAAAAAAUAAACAUAAAUAAAAUAGAGAAAUGUAAUGAUAUUUUUGAUUACAAAUUUUAUAACGUAUCCUUAAUAUUACUUAAUAUAUUAAUUGAUUUAUUUUAUAUAUCCAAUGAUAUUAAAUGUAAAUGUUUUUUCUUACAUUGUUUAUGUAAAAUAUUAUCAAAUUAUCAUAACUCACAUUUUAUUAAUGAUCUAAAAUUAAGAAAUGUCUUCUUCUAUUGUAUUGAUGCUUUUUCUAACGCUUCCUUACAAAAAAGUUUUCUUUAUUCUCUUCUUCAAUUAAUUAAGACAUAUGAACAAUUUCUACGAAACAAAAAUAAUAUUAACAUUGCUCAAAAUCGUAAGAAUAAACCAAAUGAAAAGAAUUAUAUUACAUAUAAAAAAAUGACACAACUUGUACCAAACGAAAAACAACAGCUCAAUAAAAAGAAAAUUAAAAUAUAUAAUAAUAAAAAUAAAUAUUUUUCAAGUGAUGAACGAACUACCUGCGAUGAAAAGGAAUAUUCCUCCUUUCCAAUUUCAUGUAUUAACCCACAAAGUUACUCUUCUGCAAGUCCUAAUUUAUGCGAGAGUAAUGAUAAUGAAACAGCUAGCCAUUCGGGGAAAAAUAAUACAAAAAAAAAAAAAAAAAAAAAAAUGGGUCAGGAUGAAAAAAUGAAUACAGAAGAAUUAUACGAAGAAAACGAGAUGUCAGUUGCAGAUAUAAGACAGGAAGAUGAACUUGUAAAAGGUACAAAUAAAAAGAAGCUGACAAAAGAAAAAAUAGAUCGAAACAAUUAUAGCAUUAAUUUGAAAAAGCUAAAAAAAAAUCAUGUAAAAUGUCAAAAAAAUUAUGGUCAGGAAAAUAUUAAAAGUUAUGAAAAUAAUAAAAAUGAUGUAGUAAAUGGUGCAAAUUAUGUAAAUAAUCAAUUGGUAGAUGUACAUAAUAUUACUAAUAAAACAAAUGUGGACAAAAAUCAAAAUAAGGAUAUUAUACACGUUUUGCUUGUAGCCUCACUAUUUUCUCAAAAAAUUAUUGAUUUAUUAAUGGUAAAUAAAUAUAUGUAUAUAGACUGCACACAGGAUGAAUUGAAUUUUAUAAAAUGCUUAGGUAUACAAAUAUUAAGUCAUUUAUAUAAAGAAGGUUUUAUUCAGAGUAGUAAAAUAUCUCCAAGUAUAUUUUGUUUAUGCUUUUCUCCUGAUAUAAAAUUAAAAUCACGUAGUGAAAAGGUAAUAAACUGUAUCAUAGAAAAAGAAAAUUAUAAUUUCUUAAAUAACUUAGCUGAAUGUUUACAAUAUCUUUUAUUUUAUAUAAUUGAAAAUAAUUAUAUGUAUAAUAAUAGGGAAUCAAAUAAUAUAAAUAGUUUAUUCUUAUUUAAUAAAAUUGAAUCAAGUUUCUUUAAAACAUUGCUUGAUAUUUAUGAAAAUUUAACGUCGAAAAAAUUAAAAAUAAAAUAUCUUAAAAUUAUAUUGAAAGAAAUUGAAAAUACUUGUCAUUUUAUUUUAUAUGAUAAAAUAAAAAAGUUCAUAAGAGAAACAAAUGGAAAAUAUAAUAAUAAUAGUAAUAAUAAUAACACUUCAAGGCAUAAAGUCCAUUCUGAUCAAAAUAGAAAUGAUGAUGAUAUAUAUGACUGUAAUAAUGAGAGUAAUAUAGAUCAUAGUAAUAAUAAUAAUAAUAAUAAUAAUAAUGUCUAUUAUAAUAAUACAAAUAUUUAUAAUAAUCAAGAUUUGUCCAAAAAUGUUAUGAUUCAUAUUUAUCCCAUAAAUCAAAUAUAUUCAUAUAUUAUUAAUACUUAUAUAAUAUUACCAAAUAAUAAAACUAUUAAAAAGAAUGGUAAAUCAAAAAAAAUUAAAGAAAUUACUACUUCUUCCUUAUCUUCAUACUCUUCAUCAUAUUCUUCAAACAGUAUGUAUAAUAAAGAUGAUGAAUUAAAAAACAAGAAAAAUAACGAAAAUAAUAAAAAUAAGAAGAAAAAUGAAAGAUCUAAAGACAAAGAUUUAUAUUAUAAGGAAAAAACACAAUCAUCAAAAGAUGAUUCAAGUAUGACAGAAAAUAUAUAUGAUAAUGAUAAUUAUCAAAUUAGGGACUGCAAAGAUAUUAUGGAAAAAAUACGAAAUAAAUAUAAUUAUUUAUUAAAAGAUUAUUAUAUGAAAGUGGAUGAAUAUAUAUAUAUUAAUUAUUUCUUAUUCCUAUAUUUACAAAUUCUAAUAAAUUUAAUAUCAUAUUUAAACUUUUCUACAUAUAAUGAAAUAGCCAUAUUGAUUCAUGACAUUAAUAAACUUUAUUGUAUUAUAUCAUCAACAAUACAUAUAGAUAUGGAUGCAGAUGAUUUUUCAAGAAAACAUGAAGAAUCCUUCUUUUCAUUUAAUGAGCAUAUAAAACAACAUACGAGUGUAAAUGAUAUAAAUGUAGAAAAUGAAGAUUAUAUGUCUAUUAAUUUAAACUUGAACAAAGUUAAGUGUUUUGUUAUGGCCAUUUUAAAUAAUCUGACGAACAAUUUAAUAAAACAUUAUGAUAUAGACACAUCAAAAUUAAAUGAAUUAAUCGAGGAAGAUAAUAUUAAGGAAAAUAAAAUAGAGGAUGAAAAAAGAGAAGAACCAAAAAACAAUAUUUUUAAUUAUAUGGAAUAUAUAUAUGAGUGUAUUGAAAUAUUUAUUGAAGAUAAUAAUACAAUUGUUGAAAAAUAUUCUAAAUGUCAUUUAAAUAUCCAUAAUUUAAAUAACGAUUAUAUAAAUAAAUUGAUAAAUGAUGGAAAAAAUAAAAAAUUUGUACAAAAGAAAAAACAAAAGGAGACAGCUAAACAAAGACGUUUAACAUUAAAAAGAAAUAAUUAA